This is a messenger RNA of Prunus armeniaca (apricot), 498 nucleotides long. The record is from the annotation of a GenBank genome assembly. Lineage: Eukaryota; Viridiplantae; Streptophyta; Magnoliopsida; Rosales; Rosaceae.
AUGUUGAAACCAUUCCUUCCAAUCCAUAGCAUUACGAAAAAUCGGCCCAGGCGGCAUGGGCGGGUCUGGGCGGCGCUAGGCGGCUCUAGGCGGUUCUGGGUGCCAGGGUGGGGCUGGUCUAGGCGGCGCUGGGAGGGUCUAGGCGGCGCUAGGCGGGUCUGGCCUGCGCUGGGCGGGUCUAGUGGGGUCUGGGCGGCGCUAGGCGGGUCUAGGCGGAUCUGGGUGCCAGGGUGGGUCUCAUUCUUUAGGCAUUACGAAAAAUUGGCCCAGGCGACAUGGGCCGGUCUGGGCGGCGCUAGGCGGGUCUGGGCGGCGCUAGGCGGGUCUAGGCGGCGCUGGGCGGUUCUGGGUGCCAGGGGCUGGUCUAGGCGGCGCUGGGAGGGUCUAGGCGGCGCUAGGCGGGUCUGGCCUGCGCUGGGCGAGUCUAGUGGGGUCUGGGCGGCGCUAGGCGAGUCUAGUGGGGUCUGGGCGGCGCUAGGCGGGUCUAGGCGGCCCUAG